UGUUCUUGAGAAGUUCGCUACAAAUGUAACAAAAAGGUCAAUGAGCGGAAAACGUAUUUUUGGCUACGUUCAUCCUCCAAUCACAGGUGACUUCGUUUUCGCCAUUAGCUCUGCUGACGGUUCAGAGCUCUGGUUGAGUUCAAAUGAUGACCCAAAAAAUUCAAAGAAAAUUGCCUAUCUUGGAGAACCUGGUAACCAAUAUGGAGCCAGUACUCAUUUCGGAAAUUUUCAAGUCAAGGCUUCCCAAGCCUCAGAGGCCAUCAGACUUGAAGUAGGAAAAGCAUAUUAUGUGGAAGUUCUUCAAAAGCAAAAGUAUGGCCAAGAUCACGUGGAAGUUGCGUGGAAAAUGCCAGGGGACGAGAGUCUUGAAAUUAUUGGCUCACAGUACAUCUCCCAGUAUAUAGAUUAUUCAGCCGAGAAAGCAGAAAUCAACGCCAGACUUUUGUGCAUUUGUAAAGAUCACCCAACUUUGCUAUUUGCUUAUGAUGAGUUCAUGACUCGUGAACAGUAUGAUUUGCGGGACGACUUUCAUUCUCGAGUUGAAGAUCUUCCUCACUCCGAAGUCUCCGAUGUCCUUCCGUUGUGUCCCUAUCAACCGUCUUAUGUCGUCUCGAAAAAACUCAAUGAAAAUGAGGCUUUCACUGGAAACUUUAUCCAACAUCCUCGAGUCUUUCCAAACGAUCGAACGGAUGUCAAUAUGUCACAUGACGUUAAAAACCACAUCAGCUGGGGCAAUAAAAAGCUUGAAAAAAAUGACGCUUUGAAAAUUGUAUCUUCUUACAUGGAAGCCCUCGCUAAGAAGAAAGGGGACAGAUUCGUUCUGAAGGAGAUCGUCAACGUGGAAGCAAAAGAUGAUCCUAAGAAAGGAACCCGUUAUUUGCUAGAACUGGAACUCCUGGACAAAUACAAAGAACACUCUGUUCGUUUAUCAGAAUACGUUUACAGACCCGUAAAAAACAACACGGAUCUUUGUGACCCAGACGGCUUCCAGUGGAAAAGAAAUGUCACAGUUUCCAUGGUGAUAACAGUUAAGAACUAUGGACCAUGGAUCAAAUUUCUAAUAAAUCAAUUAACUCAGAUUUACGAGAAAGGAUAUGACAGUAACUUCUUCCUUGUCAUCGUGGAUUUCAAUAGCAGUGACAUUGAUCUCUUUCAACUCCGAGAAAAUAGUGGAAUCAAAGACCGGGUCGCCAUUCUUCGACAUUUUACUGAAUUUCACAAGACGAGGGCUUUGAAUGACGGAGUACGUUACAUCAAGGAUCCCAACAGUAUCAUCUUUACAGCGGAUCUGCACAUCAAGUUCCCAGUCAAUAUAUUUGACGUCGUAAGAAAGCACGCGAUUCAGGGAAGAAGUUUCUACUCACCCGCAGUUCUCAAGUUGAAAUGUGGUUACUCUAUUACACAUCAACAAGCCUACUGGGAAAUGAUGGGUUAUGGUUUGUUUGGGGCUUACAAGUCGGACUGGGACAGUUUUGGAGGAAUGGACGAAGUCAAAUUCACCACACGAUGGGGCGGUGAAGACUGGGAUCUAAUGGACAGAGCGAUUGGUGCUAAUUUAGAGGCUGAAAGAUUAAGACUUCCAAAGCUGUAUCAUUAUCACCACGAAAGGAAAAGCGACUGGUAUGAAUUUGCGCGAAUGUAACCAACAAAAGAAGCUGGAAUUUGAAAGACGAGACGAAAGGCGUUUCUUGACCCAACCCUUCGGCAACUGAUGGAUAAUGGAGCAGUCCGUACUGUGUAAUUAUAGUUAAUCAAAUUCAACUGUAGGCAGCCUGUGUUUCAUCUGCGCCAUAAUCGUAGCACUGACAAUUUUGGAGGUUCUUUCAUGAGGAGCUAUAGGCUACGAAUCAAAUCCUGUUUGCGAUAUAAAAGUCGAAAAAGAAAUAGGCUAGGAACAAAUUUAGAUCUUAAAUUAACAAUUCUCGUUUACAAGAA
Pocillopora verrucosa is the source of this 1935-nucleotide messenger RNA. RefSeq names its product beta-1,4-N-acetylgalactosaminyltransferase 3. Lineage: Eukaryota; Metazoa; Cnidaria; Anthozoa; Scleractinia; Pocilloporidae. Gene Ontology annotation, cellular component: Golgi cisterna membrane. The record is from RefSeq and is a predicted model, not a curated record. Gene Ontology annotation, molecular function: acetylgalactosaminyltransferase activity.